Messenger RNA from Physella acuta, 2870 nucleotides. RefSeq names its product nuclear protein MDM1. Gene Ontology annotation, molecular function: microtubule binding. Gene Ontology annotation, biological process: negative regulation of centriole replication. The record is from RefSeq and is a predicted model, not a curated record. Lineage: Eukaryota; Metazoa; Mollusca; Gastropoda; Physidae.
UUUUUAAACUGCACUGUGUUUACCAAAGUCGCGUAAAAGUUAAGAAUCAUCACUCAUGCCUGUAUACUUUCAGAACACUUCUGAAAAUAGCCAAUAAAUUGAGAUUACUGCAACAGUUUCCUUUAAAAUGGACCAGGGAAAAAGGAAUGAAAAUUUAGCUGAUGUACUAGAACCUUCACUGCAGCAUAAGAAAAGAAUUGGGGGUGUUCCUACCUCUCUCUCCACACAGUAUUUUGCUGGUCAGUCUCAAGCUGCUGCAGCAGAGCCAGCCUUGCAGCACAAGAAACGUCUGGAAGGUUGUCCAACGUCUCUGUCUACGCAGUUUUUCUCUGCUCCAGCACCAGAACCAGAGUUCUCUUUGUUAGGUCAGCAAGAAAAGUUUGCCUCCAAUGUUCGCUACCAGCCCAAGCAAACAUUCUCUGAUGAGAAGAUGUACAAAAACAAGGAGAACUUCGACACGGAGGCUCCCCCUAAUAAGCAGCUCAGAAUGCAGAGGAGAAUUAAACCCCUGCUGAAAGAAAGGCACCCACCAAUACGCAGGUCUCCCCCCAAGUCACAAGCUGCUGUAGAUUCCCCACCAAUACGCAGGUCUCCCCCCAAGUCACAAGCUGCUGUAGAUUCCCCACCAAUACGCAGGUCUCCCCCCAAGUCACAAGCUGCUGUAGAUUCCCCACCCCCAGCCCCCAGGGGUCAGAGGGACAAUGUGGAGAUCAAGGAAGGGCUGAAAGAUAAAGACCUGAAAGAAAUGUUGGAAGAACCAGUCAAACAGUCAUCCAAGCCAGAAAAGUCAUCCGUCAGUCAACCAGAAAAGUCAUCCGUCAGUCAACAACCAUCUGUUGACAAGCACGGAGAUCUUGUUAAAAAUAAAGGGGACUCCCCAGCCAAAGCCUCUAAAGCUGACGUGACCAAGAAAAACGUGACCCUAGAGAAAGAUAAAGUGACCCAGACCAAUGUUGGUGGGACUAAGUCUGCCAUGAAGGUGUCCCAGGAUGCAAAGGUCUCAAACAUGAAUGAAUCAGUUCAAACCAAUCUAAAGAAAGGCAUCGCCAUAGCAACAGCUGAAGCUCCGGCAGACUAUGCACUGAAGUAUAAGGCAGGUGUGGCGCCCCCACGAGGUCUACAGAAAAUGUCAGAGUACCAGAAACAGUUUCAGUGGAAGCAGGGCUUGAAGGCAUCUCCACUGCUGGCAGCUGAGCAGAUUGUGUACAAAAGUCAGGCCGACCUUGGCCCCUAUAAGACCAAUGGGAUUCCUAAAGUCUCAGAAUAUGCCAGGCAGUUCCAGCAAUGGCAGCCAACUGGUUUUGGGGGAGAUAAAAACAUGAACGCCAACAACAGCAGUCUAAUGCAGGCACACAAUGGAAGGAGGACACACAAGAGAAAGGCUGAGAGUAAGAGAAGCAAAAGUGUGGGAGCUGUAGUGGAAUCUGAUGACACUGAUGAUAUGAAGGUCGAUGACCUUCAAUUUGGACCACACUCUGAGAACUUGAGGUCCAAGCUGAAAAAGAAACACGGACAGAUACGGAGAGCUGCGACGGAGUACCGUGCCAACUUCAAAUCUCCACUGAGGUAUAGCUAUGAACAUGGAGCAUGGAAAGGUGCAUGUCCACCCCAGCUGAUACCUCAAGUUACAAGUGACAGUGAUAACUUUAAUGAAAACAACAACAAUAACAGCAACAACAAUGCAGAAAAAGUGCCUUUGUCUAACUGGUAUGCUGAGGUCAUUGAACUGCGACGACGUGCAGAAGAGUACAAGAAGCGCGCCCAAGGAACACACUUCUCACGGGAGCAUUUGCUGCAGCUGUUGGCCAAAAAAACUGACAGUUAUGACUCUAGUGAGGUUGAGAACUCCCAGACACUGAAAGCUCUCAACCUGGAGGCUCCUAAGUACAAACCUAACACGAGAGUUCAACGCAAGAUCAGGCAGGAGGUCAACUCCCCUGUUGAGAUUUGCUCCCAUGAGGCAACAGAGGGCGACUCGCCAGAUUUCUCAGACGUCGAGGACAGCUCAGAUGAUCUGCCAAGGGAGACCACAAAAAAACCAGUCAGAAAAUCAAGACCCACUGAGGGCCCUCGGAAAAGCAGAAAAAUGGCGUGGCUUGAACAACAGAAGGAAAACAUUGCAGAACAAAGGAGGAAACUGAGAGAAGAACAAAGGAGAGAUGAAGAAGAUUCUGACGAGGGGGGUCCUGAAGGUAGGGACCAGGAGGGGAGACUUCCCACACCUUUACUGCGGCAGCAGAACUCUGUGAGAAGACAUCACCUUGACCUGACCACACCUGCAGUGGGAGGAGCCAUUCUCACCUGUCCUCCGACCAGGGGCAGCAAGCUUGUUAUGACAUCACGGUCUGGUGACAGUUACGUAACAACUUCUGAUGAUUACCCGGUCAGGUCACUUGCUAAGACUUACAACAUUGAUACAUUUUUAACAAUGCCAACCCUUGGCCAACCGUCUAAUGAUACUCACCCACUGAGAGACGACUCAGCUGAGUCAGACAGACCUAUGAAGAUGAAGUAUGUUAUCUCCCCUCCAUUGCCAGGAAGUGAUGAUGAUAAGGAAAAUGAUGAAAGUAAAAUGCAACCAAAAAGAAAAAGUAAAGUACCUAAACCUAGCAACCUGUCAACGUUGAAAGAAGGUUUCGGAGAAACUUACAAGAAAACACCCACCAGCUUAAACCUGGGCAAACUGCAAAAAUCUGGCCACAGUGAUGAGGAUGUUCUGUCUGAAUCUCUGAUGUCAGUCAGUUCUAGCAGUUCCCUCGCUUCUCAGGUGCUGGAGAGGACCAAGAGAAGGCAGGGCUUUUGGAGCAAGAAAGAUGAUGGUCAUUGAUUGAUUGGACCAUGGGGGACAGAGGGGGCGGGGUUCUGAAGCA